Pleurotus ostreatus (oyster mushroom) is the source of this 486-nucleotide messenger RNA. RefSeq lists its product as uncharacterized. The record is from RefSeq and is a predicted model, not a curated record. The transcript is spliced from 3 exons. The coding region runs from base 1 to 486 and encodes 161 amino acids. NCBI's taxonomy places the organism in Eukaryota, Fungi, Basidiomycota, Agaricomycetes, Agaricales, Pleurotaceae.
AUGGUCGCUUUCAUCAGCUUGGUCGUGUCUGCCAUCCUGUGCAUGUUCUCACAAACAGCUGAGGCCACCCCUGGGUCAGACUUUGCAUCACUUAUUCCGCGCCUCCUCCCUCAACAGCUUGCCGCUCGACAAGACACGGUCAAUGUCCCAGACAUUCCCGAACAGUGUAAAAGCGCGUGCAGUGGCCUUGAGAACCUGGAGACGACUUGCGCGUCGAAUAGCGAUCCCGCCAAGUGUCUGUGCAACGACUCAGUAUCUGACGCCUUUGGAUCGUGCCUGAAUUGCGCACUGGAGCAAAACAAAUCAGACUCCGCGAAAAGCCUUGCACAAACGACUUUCGAUAAGUAUGCGGACCUCUGCAAGGAGGCUGAUUCGCCAGUGAAGAGCCAGAAGCUUACUGGUUCAAGCAACAGUGCCAUGGGCGUAGUACCAGGUGUAUUGGGUGUGGCAUCGCUCGCAGCAAGCGCGCUAGCUAUUAUGCUCUGA